GUAUGUGAAAGCGUGCGCGCCGCCCCGACAGGAAGACCCGCAUGCGUGAUGUUUGGGACAUAAUGGUGGAUAGGUAGGCAACACACUACAGCUCGAUAAGAGUUGCUCGUCAGCUGUUGACCAAUUUCCAGUUGUUGUCUUGGUCCUUUCGGUUCGCUGCCGCUGCCCGCUCAGACUGAACGACGCCCCAAACUGCAACAAAAUGCCAAAUAUUAAAAUAUUCAGCGGUAGCUCACAUCCGGACCUGUCUCAGAAAAUAGCAGACCGCCUGGGUCUCGAGCUGGGAAAGGUUGUUACGAAGAAAUUUAGCAACCAAGAAACAUGUGUGGAAAUAGGGGAGAGCGUUCGUGGGGAAGAUGUCUACAUCGUGCAGAGUGGCUGUGGGGAGAUCAAUGACAAUUUGAUGGAGCUGCUGAUCAUGAUUAACGCCUGCAAGAUUGCCUCAGCCUGCAGGGUCACUGCCGUCAUCCCAUGCUUUCCGUAUGCCCGGCAAGACAAGAAGGACAAGGUGGGGAGCCGCGCUCCUAUCUCUGCCAAGUUGGUGGCCAACAUGCUGUCUGUGUCAGGCGCUGACCAUAUCAUCACGAUGGACUUGCAUGCCUCACAGAUACAGGGGUUCUUUGAUAUUCCAGUUGAUAACUUGUAUGCCGAACCAGCUGUGCUGAAAUGGAUUAAAGAGAACAUCCCUGAAUGGAAAAACUGUACCAUCGUCUCCCCUGACGCAGGAGGAGCAAAGAGGGUCACCUCAAUAGCAGACAGGUUGAAUGUGGACUUUGCCCUUAUUCACAAGGAGAGGAAAAAGGCAAACGAGGUGGACCGCAUGGUUCUCGUCGGAGAUGUGACUGAUCGGGUCGCCAUUCUAGUGGAUGACAUGGCUGACACAUGUGGCACAAUCUGUCACGCUGCUGACAAACUAAUUUCUGCUGGUGCCACCAAGGUGUAUGCCAUCCUGACCCAUGGCAUCUUCUCUGGCCCCGCUAUCUCACGCAUCAACAAUGCCUGCUUUGAAGCUGUGGUGGUCACCAAUACAAUCCCUCAGGAGGAGAAGAUGAAGCAUUGUCCCAAAAUACAGGUUAUUGACAUCUCCAUGAUCCUUGCAGAGGCCAUCCGUAGAACUCACAACGGCGAGUCUGUGUCGUACCUGUUCAGCCACGUCCCCUUGUAACAAAUGGUGUGUCCCAUCUAACUGUGUGCUGUUACACCAAAUAAGAGAAGAGGGAAUUCCCCAACCCAAACACAACCAUUGGCAAAGAUGUUCUGCUAACCAACCAUGAGAAAAAAAAAAGAAUGAACUGAUAUCAUGUCUGUUACUAAUGCUGACCCCGUCACUUAAGUCCCUUCCCCCUUGAGCAGUUUCUCUUCAUGUCUGGACACCAAAGCAAUCGCAAGCAGCUAGGCCAGCAUAUUUAUUGUACUUGGAUAAUAAGUGUUUAUCCACUGUGAGCUUUGUCCCCCCCCCUUUCAUCACAUUUAGGUACAGAGUUUCUCCUGGACAUUACACUUCCCUAGGAGUCAUUUCAAUCAGUAGUCAAAGAGCUUAUUUAAAUAUCCCCGGCAGGUGCUGGUGGUCAGGAGAAGCAUCUGCCAUUAAGCUGUUACAGUGCUUUUUGUUACAAUGAACGAGUGUAGAUUUUAAUGUUGCUCCUAUGUCUGCUGAUGGAACGAUUAUAAUUUAUGAAGUGAAUGUGUAUUGAACUAGUUUACAGUGCCACUGAAGCUCCACUCAACCCAAGAGUGCCUCAACAGUCUGAAAUCAAAUAUGUUUUUCCUCCAGUUUUCUCCUUUCCCCACUCCUAUGUAGCUGUGUUUAUUGUCUCAUUGUAUGAAGAACUUUCAUCAGGUUGUAAAAGAUGUUCUGGGAUGUUUCUUUCAACUCUUGAGGUGCCCUCCAUUGAGUGGGGUUUGCCCAGUGUCCAGGGUUUACCUGUUGAGGUUCUGCGUUGAAGGUCUUUCUAUAAAGAAGCUCCCUGGUUUUUAGUUUGGGGUCUCUGCAGGCUGGAGCUUCCUUCAGUAAUGUUCACCUGCUAUUUUGUUUUUUUUGUUGGGGGCUCUUUUUUUUAUGUCUCAAGGAAGGGAUUUGUCAAUGUGCAUAUUCCAAACCUUUGUGUUUACUUUUUCAGUAGGGUGAAUCCGCCGGUUAUCUGAGGAUGUGUUCUUAAUAAAAUUAUAUGUAAAAUCUUAAA
Cottoperca gobio is the source of this 2183-nucleotide messenger RNA. It is a transcript of the gene prps1b, whose product is annotated as phosphoribosyl pyrophosphate synthetase 1B. The transcript is spliced from 7 exons. Bases 203 to 1165 code for a protein of 320 amino acids. Gene Ontology annotation, cellular component: ribose phosphate diphosphokinase complex; cytoplasm. Gene Ontology annotation, biological process: ribonucleoside monophosphate biosynthetic process; 5-phosphoribose 1-diphosphate biosynthetic process; purine nucleotide biosynthetic process. The record is from RefSeq and is a predicted model, not a curated record. NCBI's taxonomy places the organism in Eukaryota, Metazoa, Chordata, Actinopteri, Perciformes, Bovichtidae. Gene Ontology annotation, molecular function: ribose phosphate diphosphokinase activity; ATP binding; magnesium ion binding.